Molecule: messenger RNA, 2445 nt
Organism: Notodromas monacha
Lineage: Eukaryota; Metazoa; Arthropoda; Ostracoda; Podocopida; Cyprididae
Source: the annotation of a GenBank genome assembly
CUUCAAGUUCGUAUCAAAGAGGUUCAACUGUAGAAUGAUCACGUGAUUCUUGUGAACAUUUCAAGAGUCAAUGCAUAAUACUACCCGAAAUUUGAAUUUCCGGUAGACAAUGAAAGAAGUUAGAACACCGAUAUGUAAAUGAACGCAAUGACACGGGAUUUACGAAGUUUGAGAGGGAUUCCACGAAACCUAAAUAAAUACGCAAUGAAUACCUCAAUAAUCAACAAGGCACGCAUUAAAUUUUCAUGACCGGAAUGGUAAAAUCGCGAUUUUCGUCCGGUUCGACCUGAAUCGGAAGACACGGAAACCCGUAGGGAAGAUAAUCCGUUAAUGAUCCACUUCCAACUUUCACCAUUCUCAAAGAUGAUCAUCUCACGAUAGAAAACUAGAAGCGCCUCGGAGAGAACGAAACAAAUUUCUGCCGUCAUCAGUACAAGACGAAAUUUAUCUUUCACGCGACACGAUCGCGAUAAUCCACGCACUACUUCACUGCGACUGGAAGAAAAAAAUCUCACGCUCUUAGAAAAAAAUAAAUAAAUUGCGCAGUCCUUAUGCCAACCGAACUUCCACCGUUAUCGCAAAUUGGCACAGGACUCCGUUUGCCGAAGAUUUUCGCCCCUCUGCGCAGGAAAUCUACUCACAAGCCGAUAGCCAAGCAAGGAUCAGACGAGUUGCGACCGUUUCUCAUGCCUCAAGCAGGAAGUUUGCAUUCUAUCGAAAUUGAAGGGAACAGUCGAAACAAUACGCUGAAUUUUAGAAGGCGAAGCGACGAAAGCAGACGAUCGGCACUAACAUAUCCAGGAAUCAGACAGCAUUUAGAGUGUGGUAACACCAUGAGGGAUCGUUUGAACAAGGAGUUACAGUACGUGAAAGCUAGCCAAGAUCGACUCGAAGCAACUCAAGCAAAAAUGCUUCACGUUAUGAAAGCAAUGCAGAAGGAUCAACUGGAAUCGACGGAAAACAUGACCAACAUCAUCAACGAUUUCUCCAAACGCUGCGCCAAGGUUCACAAAACCAAUAUCGAUACUGGAUUUCAUCACGCAAAUUGAUUUAUACCGUACGCCACCUUAGGAGAUGUACUCACAUUUCGAAGGUUUGCUGCGCGACUUUAUGACCGUUCUUGGACGAUUCCAAUCAUCAUUCAAGCAACAAGCUUCAGCAGUGUCCAGUGGGAAUGAAAAGAGCAGACUUCUUGGCAUGAAGGUGGAACAAGCAUCAUCUCAAAUGCAGGCAUUAAAAGUGGACUUGGAUGGGAUUGCAGCCAUGUUGAUCGCAAUGGAGUCUCGAUUGGCAGCUACAUCUCAACUAAUGCUAGAGUCUGCAAUGGUAUUACCUCCGCAGAGUUUGUUUGGUCGUGAAAAAUUUGACGGAGACGAUUUGCUUAGCCUUGCUUCACUCAUGGACCAACUGAAAGCAUCAGGCGACAGUCAAUACGCCACAAAAUCCCUCCUUGACAGUAGCGAUUUCAAAAACUAUAAACCGAAACCUGCACCACGAAGUAAAAAGCCGAUUGUAGCUCAAGUUCCGGCAGUCACGAGUCGAACAGAAUCUUUCGAUGCUACUGAACAAGGGGAUCAGGUUCAUCCCACGACAACGAAACCCAUUUCUAAACGCUACAAGAUAUCUCCCACGAUAUGCGACGAUCAGAGGGACAAUGCGGAAAUCAUUCUAGGAUCAGGGGACCAUAAAAUGAGAUUAUCCAAGGCGAUCCCCGUGAAUCAUCAAUUAAGCCGAAAAUCGUCCUUCUAUGGUCCUAGAGACAAUUUAAUUACGAAUCAGAGGCAACUGCAAAACCUGAAGGCUUCACCAUUGAAUGAAGCUUGUCCUUCACCAAGACAUAGACAUUCCAGCGAAACCGAUGCUUCAAUCAGCUUUGCAGAGAACGAUUCCGAACAUCUUCUCAGCGACGCGGUCUCUUCGCUUCCGACGGAUACGGCGGACUACUGCACGGGUUCUUUCGGCCGUUCACAACAUUUUGGAAAUCCACUUUCAUACUCACCACCAGGAAAAGUCUCGACAAAACUGCGAAAAUUGGUCCCAGUAUCUCGACGUCUGUGUCAAAACCAACUCGACCAAUCGGAAAUAUCGACAGAAACACAAACAAUGGACGACUCCAUGAAGAUUGAAGUCGGACCAUCACUCGGGAAACUGAGAAGGAAAUCCCAGUAAUAGGGAAGAAAUACGAAUAGGAUAAAAUUCGAGAGACAAUUUCUGCACAGCUACUCAACGUAGAUUUCCGAAAGUACUCUACUCAUCAAAUUUAUGUUUCUGAAAAAAAUGAGGAAGUGAAUAUGAUAUUCCUUUUACUAAAUAAGACACCAAGAAACUUGAACGACUAUUCAACAUGAAGAACUCCUCAAUCACACAUACAGCAUGCGUAGAUCAAAAAGUUGGUGAGUCUCUCGAAAACACUACUACGAAUACAAAAUUCUCUGUCGGAACCAC